This is a messenger RNA of Onthophagus taurus, 2996 nucleotides long. It is a transcript of the gene gcl, whose product is annotated as germ cell-less. Lineage: Eukaryota; Metazoa; Arthropoda; Insecta; Coleoptera; Scarabaeidae. Gene Ontology annotation, molecular function: protein binding. Gene Ontology annotation, biological process: germ cell development. The record is from RefSeq and is a predicted model, not a curated record.
GACAGUUUAAUCAUCAGUUCGAACAUCUGUCACCAAUGUCAAAAAAGUUUUAUAUUUUAUCGCGAAAUGUACGUCUAACAAUUAAAAAAGCUAAUUAUAAUCGCUCAGAAUUUAGUGGAAAUAAACCGAAAAUACGUAGUAGAUAAACUGAGGAAUUAACGGAAACAGUGCGCAUCUAGCCACGAGUCGACUAUGAAAUAUUUACAACAGAACACGACGUUACUCCUUCAAGUGUAGGAGAGAAAGUUUUUUUCGCAACCGCAAACGAAAUGUUAAGAUGUAGCGCACACGCGGGCGGUCUGUCCUGUUUAUGUAGCCAUAAACGUACGUAAUCUUACGUUUAGUAUUCCAAAAAAAUAAAUCCUAUGUCCAAGAUAAUAAAAAAUAAUAAUAAAUAAUAAACAGGCUUAUUAUUAUCACAUUAAAUAUGGGACUGUCAAUUAGUAGUUCUUAUAGUACUCCCUAUCAAAUAAUAUCUAAAGUGAGUGAGUUUGUUAGGGGGACUAAGAGGAAAUUAAGCGAAAGAGACACCGAAGACAAUAUGGAUAAAAUUAUUGAUAUUGCUAUGCAUACACCAAAAAGGAAAAAAGUUGAAACAACUGCACAAUACAUUUAUCAAGCUUUAUUUAAAGAAGGAAAGAACAGUGAUGUUAAAGUUUCAGCUCUUGGUGUUGACUUCAUGUUACAUAAAAUCUACUUGUGCCAAAGCCCAUAUUUUGCAAGCAUGUUUGGUGGCAGUUGGUUGGAAAGCGAAAAAACUUUUAUUAAUAUUGAUGUUGUGGAUCCUGCGAUUACAAAAGAAUCAUUAAACACAGUUUUCGGCUCAUUAUAUUGCGACGAAAUAAUGUUAAAUCCCAUAGAAGUAAUACCAAUCCUAGCAACAGCCACAAUGUUUCAAUUAGAUGGAAUAAUAGAUAAAUGCCGUGAAGUAAUGAUCGAAACGAUAAAUUCAAAAACAGCUCUAGAUUAUUACUCGGCAGCUUGUCAAUACGGCGAUACAAAACUAAAAGAACGUUCAAUAAAAUGGUUCUUAGUGAAUCUAAUGGGUUAUUUCUAUAAUUUAAGUCAUUUAGAUCAAUUAGGAACGAUCCCGAUUGAUUUAAUGAGCCUGCUGGUUUUGCAUCCCGAUUUAUGCGUUAUGAAAACUGAAAUUACUUUGUAUGUUUUAUUAACGCAAUGGAUGUAUGUUCAAUUACAUCCGGAUGAAGAGUAUUCUUCGCAAGAAAUCACAAAUUUUUAUGGGUCUAGAAAAGAUGAUGUGCCAUAUCUUUUAACGGAAGAGGCGCAUCCUUAUAUUUCGGUUUUUCAAAAUUUACGACUUCAACAUUUAAUAACGCAUCAUAUGGACGUUGAAUUACUUUUAAGAGAAAACGUUAUUCCAAAAGGUUGGAUACAAAACGUGGUUAUGCAACAGUGGAAAUUAACGUUAAAAGUAAAUCAAAACGAAGAAAAAGGCCCAGCCGAAAUUUCACGGGAAUCCUUUUUAUCGUACAGUUUACGAUGUGGAAGAACUUUAGAAGUUAGAGAAAAACAUAUGUGGCGAUGGACGGGAUUUCAUUACGGUGUUGAUCUUAUAAUGAUGGCGGACGAUCGAAGUUUAUCGAUUAAAAGGAAUCAUCGACCCGAAUACGAACAACUUUUAAGUUUGCAAACAGUUCGGCACAUUGCUAUAAGAGUUACAGUUUAUACGUUGAACGAACAAAGGCAGAUUGUAUACUCGCAAUGUUCGGGGAUUAAAUAUUUAUCGUUAUCGAAAAGUGAAGAAACAACUUUAUUGACAUUCGAUCAAAUCAACUUUCCCCUUGUUAUAUCUGCUAACGUUCUUUUUGUAACACCCGAAGAAGUUGAAAAUGUCGAGAACGUCCUUACUGUUACAUAGGUAGGUGUAAAUAUAAUAAAAAUUAAAAAAAAAAUGCAGUUGUAUGCAUUUUUUAAUUUGUAAUUAAUUAAAGGUAGGAUUAUAUUUAAAGAAACGUGUAAAUCAAUUAUUAAUUAUUUUAAUUUUUUUCGAUGUAUUGGAUUUAAUCUCUGUAUUAAUUUGAAUAUUGUGAUCUUUAUUAAAUCGGUAAGUAUCUUUUUUUUAGGUAAUUUUGAUUUACUACGGACGAUGUUGAUUACUUAUUUGUCUUUUCAACAAUUUCGAAAUGUUUCAUUUGUAAGAAUUAUUAAUUUUAUUUUGUAUUAAUUGAGAUGUAGCACAUUUUUAGGUUAAAGUGGGUUUAAAUAAUGACUUGGCAGAUUUGAAUAAUUAGAUUUUGAUUUAAAUAAUUUUUGAGUCAAAUACUGCCUUCUAAAAGAUCUCGCCUUUAAUUUUCUUUUAAAUUUUGUUAUUGAAUUAAUUUAAUUAAUUUUAUACCUUUAUUAACAAUUAAAAAUAGAAACUAAAAAGUAGAUUGUAAGAUUCAAAGUGUCCUUACACGAUUAUAUUUUGAAAACGCAAUUUUUUGUUUCUAACAUGUUUAUUCUUAAAUUAAUAAAUAAGAAUAUUUCAUUUCAUAACAUAAAAACGUGCCAUUCUUUUUUCCAUUAAAAAAAAAGUUCUAAUCGAAAUUAAUUCUAUAAUAUAGAGACGUUACGUUAUUAACCACACUAAUGUGAUAUUUAUUUUAUAUUGUAUAUAACUUACCAUUAUUAUUAAGCUAUUAAAAAAAUCUUGUGUACCUGUAUAAGAUAAUAGCACGAUUAUAACGAUGUAUUUUUCGAUACGUUCGAAAGAUAAUGUUUUAUACAAGUUUGUAUAAAAGCGAAACGAGGUUUUUCUUCUUUUCAAUAAAUCGUAUACUCUAUUAAUUUCUCGACUUUCGUUGACGAUGUAUGUUUUUGACCACUGUAUAAUUUUAAGUAAGUGCUCUUACUAAUUCACUAUUAAUACUAGUCACUAAACUUUCAGAUGCUUAUUUCGUACGGAAAAUAGUACGAACAUGUUAUUAUUUUUGAAUACUAUUUGUUACACAUUUUUGCAAAAUAAAUAAAUAUAUAUAUUUUGGGAAUCGUUA